Molecule: messenger RNA, 500 nt
Organism: Plectropomus leopardus (leopard coralgrouper)
Lineage: Eukaryota; Metazoa; Chordata; Actinopteri; Perciformes; Serranidae
Source: RefSeq, a predicted model, not a curated record
UGCUCCCAGUAUAUUUGACAAUAAACGCCAGGACCCGACUGGGUUGACAGCCCUGCUGCAGUCCACAGACCUGGUGGGAGUGGUGCACACUCUGUAUUGCAUCCUGCUGCACAGUUUCUCGCCGGAGUCUUCCUCCCAGAGUCAGGAGCCCUACGGCCCCGGGGUCAUCCAGGUGGCUUUGCAAGGCAUCCGCUUCCUCAACAGUUUUGCCCUGCUUGACCUUUCUGCCUUCCAGUCGGUUUUAGGAGCUGAGGGCCUGUCUCUGGCUUUCCGACACAUCGUCAGCUCGCUGCUCUGGUACUGCACCCAGCACUCGUCUGAAGAGCUGCUGCACGAAGUCAUCAUCUGUGUGGGAUACUUUACCAUCAACCACCCGGACAACCAGAGUGACCCAUUGUUCCUCCUGGUAAAGCAGAGCGGCGUGCUGGCCCCGGUGUUACAACUACUUAGGGGGCUCUGUGGAAGUGAGCAGGAUGUGAUGGAGCAGACCUGGCUGCUGU